Molecule: messenger RNA, 1257 nt
Organism: Didymosphaeria variabile
Lineage: Eukaryota; Fungi; Ascomycota; Dothideomycetes; Pleosporales; Didymosphaeriaceae
Product: Protein-lysine N-methyltransferase efm4
Exons: 1
Coding region: 1-1257 (418 amino acids)
Molecular function (GO): protein binding
Source: RefSeq, a predicted model, not a curated record
AUGUUGUCAGAUCUUCCCACUGAGCUGACGGAACACAUUACGGGCUAUCUUGAUGUCAACACAUUUCGCUCUUUCCGGUUAGUUUCGCAUUCGCUUAAUCAGCAGUCGCUCCACCAGUUCAGGCAGCGUUUCUUCCGCACGCGAACAGUUGCGUGGACUACCGAGAGUCUAGACAAGUUGACGCACAUCACUUCCGACUUGUACUUCGGGAAAUGCCUCCGCGACCUAAUCAUCGACGCUACCCCACGCUUUGCAAUCAGGCUAUGGGAGCUAGAGAAAGGAAUAAUCGAAGCAGAUCUACAACAGGACCAAGCAAGGCGCAAUGAUGUGCAAGUUCGCUACAGCGAAGUCGAAGCCAGAUUCGAGCAUUCCAAGAGGUUUUGGAACGAGACACGGCACGAUCGCAAAGCCCUCACUGCCGUCUUCGAGCAUCUUGGAAGGCUGCAGUCCAUUGUGUUUGCUUACGACGGGAUGAAGAAGAACUUCCUGCUUUUCGGUCGCCGCUAUUGUGAGAGUAGCCAGAAUGAGAUGAGCCGCCCUUUCGUCUCUACCAUGGCGGCAGUUGCGAAGUCCAAACUCAUCGUUCAGACCAUCUCCGUCGACCCAACAAGGAGAUAUGGUGCCGUCAGCACGGGCCGGCUUGAGAGUUUGUCGCCUCUGCUCGUCGUAUUCGACGAUAUAUUCCUAGGACUUAAGGGCCUGAAAAUGAGCAUUCGCGACUGGAGAUCUCCGGACGACGGGUUCGAGAUGCCAACUGGAAAGGCAUCAUUCUUGGUUCGAUUUCUCGCGAAGCUGAGGAAUCUGGAAUCACUGGACCUCUCUUGUUUCAGCAGCCUGGAAGAAAACGUACUCUCGGAGAUGGCGCGGCACUGCAAAUAUCCGCGUCUAAGAACGUGCAGACUUCACCUCUUCAGGGUCCCGGACACUAAAGACUUGUUGCAUUUCCUUGAACCCGCCCACGCAUGGCUACAAUCUCUAACAUUGUGCCACUGCAUUGUAAGAGAUGGAGAGUGGAGCCAGGUGAUGAUCGACAUUGCUACAGAGCUUCGACUCGGACACGUCGAGCUCAGCGACUUGUUCACACGAUCGGGGGCCAGGGUAGGUUUUGAUGGAACGAUGCGCCGAACGCUCGUGCUUGAGGGACCAGACAUAGAGAAUCAGUUGAUAUUCCAGUCCGGUCGUCUCAUCAGUGGCAAUUGGGGUCCAGCCUGGCACCUGGCUGCAGUAGCUUAUCCAUUCAUUGGCCUGCACACUUGA